AUGCUCUUCCAAGCAAUUUCGAUCACCCGGGACAGCAGCCGGCGGCUAAAGAACGAGAAUCCACGAUAUGUGCAGCGGCAGCUGCAGGGGUUGGUCUCAUCCCGCAUUCUGGAGGAUUGUUGGACGCAAUCCAGAGCAUUCCAGAACGAUACCCAAGCCUCACAACCGCUACACUUUUCUUUUUCUGUUCACCUAACAGUUGGAGUCGUUUAUUGUUUAAUUUCUUGGGCUUUGAGACUUCCCAAGCGUGCUCCAAUUGACAAGGGCAUGCUUGUGCUCCUCGCGCCAGUCGCAUUCUGCCACGCGCUUGGCCAUGUUAUGACCAAUGUAUCGUUUGCAUCAGUGGCUGUUUCCUUCACGCACACAAUUAAGUCCCUGGAGCCUUUUUUCAACGCGGCUGCAUCUCAGUUUGUCCUCGGCCAGCAUGUGUCACUUCCUCUGUGGCUCUCACUCCUCCCUGUUGUCCUUGGUGUUUCGCUCGCAUCCGUGACUGAGUUGUCCUUUAACUGGACUGGCUUCCUCACUGCAAUGACCUCAAACAUUGCCUUCACUUACAGAAAUGUGUUCUCCAAGAAAGCGAUGGUUGGAAUGGACAGCACAAAUCUCUACGCUUACAUUUCCAUCAUCUCCCUUCUCUUUUGCAUACCUCCUGCCAUUCUGAUGGAAGGCCCCAAACUCCUUGCUGGGGGGUUCACGGAUGCAAUCGCCAAAGUUGGCAUGACCAAAUUUUUGAGUGACCUGUUCUGGGUCGGAGUGUUCUAUCACUUGUACAAUCAGCUUGCAACAAACACCCUUGAGCGUGUCUCGCCACUUACCCAUGCCGUGGGAAAUGUCCUCAAGCGUGUCUUUGUGAUAGGGUUUUCAAUCAUCAUUUUUGGGAACACGAUUUCACAGCAAACCGGCAUUGGAACAGCUAUAGCAAUAGCUGGAGUGGCUGCAUAUUCAUUCCUGAAGGCGCGGGAACAAGAGAAACGUGCACACUCCUGA
This is a messenger RNA of Closterium sp. Yama58-4, 987 nucleotides long. The record is from the annotation of a GenBank genome assembly. NCBI's taxonomy places the organism in Eukaryota, Viridiplantae, Streptophyta, Zygnematophyceae, Desmidiales, Closteriaceae.